AUGGUCAACUGCAGGAAGAAGGAGCAGUGUAAGGUCGUAGAAGGAAACGCUGUGUGUGUGGCAGAGUCUGAAGCCAUCUGCUGGGCUCAGGGAGACCCCCAUUAUCAAACCUUUGAUGGAAAGAGAUUUGACUUCAUGGGCACCUGUACCUACACCAUCGCUAAGACAUGUAGCCAUGAUGCAACUCUUCCUAUCUUCAGCGUUGAGGCCAAGAAUGAAAACAGGGGAAAUACCCGGGUUUCCUAUGUUGGUUCAGUGACAGUAACUGCCUAUAACAUCACCAUCUCAGUUGCAAGAAAUGAGGUUGGACUUGUUCGGGUGAAUAGCCAGCGUUCCCGGCUCCCCAUCUCCUUGAAAGAAGGAAAACUCCGUCUCUACCAGAGUGGGGGCUCUGUCUUUGUUGAGACUGAUUUCUCACUGAAAGUCUCUUAUGACUGGAACAGCUAUCUGGUGGUAAAGAUUUCCAGUAGUUUUUCAGAAAGUGUGUGCGGCCUUUGUGGUAACUACAAUGAAAACCCUGCUGAUGACUUCACUACUCCAAAUGGAGCCUUGGUUUCCAGUCCUGUGGAGUUUGGGCAGAGCUGGAAGGUGGAGGACGGGGACCGGUUCUGUUGGGAUGACUGCCGCGGCGAAUGCAAAACGUGUUCCUCAGAAAUGGCCAACAAGUAUAAAGCUGAACCGUUCUGUGGCUGGAUCACCAAAGGAGGGAAUGGCCCAUUCAGCCAGUGCCAUUCUGUGAUUAACCCUGAGAUCUUUUUGGAAAACUGUGUUUAUGACGUCUGCUUGAAUGACGGCCUCAAGGAAGUCCUAUCUCUACCUUGCCCUGAGAAUAGUCAGUACAAGCCCUGUGGACCGCCAUGCCCAGCUACUUGCAAUGAUCCAGCUGGUCCCAAGAACUGUUCCUCGCUGCCUUGUGUGGAGACCUGUGAGUGCAAUGCAGGCUUUGUGUUGGAAUCUGGAAGAUGCAUCCACAAGUCUGCUUGUGGGUGUGUAUUUGAGGGCAAGCUCUUCUCUCCUGGUGAGCAAUUCUGGGCAGACAGCACAUGUACAAGACACUGCACCUGUGAUCCGCAAACUAAGCAAGUGAAAUGCCAACAAGGAAGUUGCAAGACAGGGGAGCAAUGCAGGGUAGAAGGGGGCAUUCAGAAUUGCUACCCCACCAGUUUUGGAACUUGCUCUGCUUCAGGAGACCCUCACUACCUUAGUUUUGAUGGCAAGAGGUUUGAUUUCCAGGGCACCUGCAUGUACCAGUUGGUUGGAUUGUGUGAAAAAAGGAAAGACCUUAUGGAUUUUCAAGUUCUUGUCCAAAAUGACCACCGAGGCAGCCAGUCUGUGUCCUAUUCACGGCUUGUGGAGAUCCAUAUCAAUGGGACUGCCAUUACAAUUAGCAGAGAAUACCCUGGAAAGGUUAAGGUCAAUGGUUUGCUGACCAGUCUACCAUACAGCAUUGAAAACCAAAUCUUAGUGUAUAGAAAAGGACAAGAAGCAGUGGUUACGACUGAAUUCCACCUGACAGUCACUUUUGACUGGCAAAGCCGUGUCACUGUGAUGGUGCCCAGUACUUAUGCUGGUGCCCUUUGUGGCCUCUGUGGCAAUUUCAACGGCAACAAAAAUGAUGAUAUGACCAUGAAGGAUGGAAGUGUCACUUCAAAUGCACCGGCCUUUGGUCAGAGUUGGAAAGUACAGGAGAUACCGGGCUGCACGGAAGUGGACAAAGGAGAAUGCUCUGGGCUUUCAGCCAUUGAGGACCACCAGCGGAAACUCAAUACGGGCUGUGGGGUUAUCCUGGCCCAGAAAGGCCCAUUCAGAGAGUGCCAUAACAAGAUUGAUCCAGAAGGAUACUUCCAAGACUGUGUGUAUGAUUAUUGCUUCUUUGAUGGCCAGCAAAGUGUCAUCUGCCAGCUGAUUGCAAGCUACGCAGCAGCCUGCCAAGCUGCAGGGGUGACUAUUUAUGAGUGGAGAUCUGACACCUUCUGCAGUCUUUCUUGUGCUCCAAAUUCCCACUAUGAACUCUGCGCUCGGGACUGUGGCCAGACUUGUGGCAGCUUCUACGUCCAAGUCCCUUGUUCGGCUGAGUGCCGGGAAGCCUGUGUGUGUGAUGAGAACUUUGCACUGAGUGGCGAUAGUUGCGUCGCUCUGUCACAAUGUGGCUGUUUCUAUCAAGGUCGCUAUUAUUCAGCAAGAGAGUCUUUCUACCCAACAUGCCAAGAGUGCUGCACUUGCCAAGCUGGGGGGACCGUUACAUGUUCAGCAGUCUCCUGCGGUCCCAAUGAGGAAUGUAGGCUGUCAGGUGGCAUCCGUAAAUGCUACCCUGUUGGCAAUGCCACCUGUUCUGCCUCUGGUGACCCUCACUACCUUUCAUUUGAUGGCCUGGCCUUUGAUUUCCAGGGCACUUGCACAUAUACUUUAGCUGAGACCAAAAAAGACAUCCGUGCCUUGACCUCCUUCAGUGUUAAUGUGGAGAAUGAGCCUUGGGGGAAUGGGAAGGUCUCGGUUACCAAGAUGGUCUCUGUCAAGGUCUAUGGGAUUGUACUUACGUUAAUGCAAAACACACGGGGACAGAUUAAGGUGAAUGGUAUAUUCCAGCCACUUCCUGUUACAAUUGCUUCUGAGAAGCUCAGAGUUUAUCAACAUGGCACUAAAGUCCUGAUGAAAACUGACUUUGGCCUCACUGUGAGCUAUGACUUGGUUUACCAUGUGACAGUCACUGUCCCAAGCACUUACCAGGGCCAGGUACAAGGCUUAUGUGGGAACUACAAUGGGCAGAAAGAUGAUGAAUUUCUGCUCCCUGAUGGCAGCAAAGCCUCCAAUGCAGCUGCUUUUGGGGCUGCCUGGAAGGUUUCAGUCCCAGGGGCAACUGGAGCCUGCUCAGAUGGAUGCUCAGGAAGUGACUGCCCAACCUGCGAGGAAAGGAAGAAGCAAGUUUUCAAGCAGCACAACUACUGUGGCAUCCUCACAGCAUCAGAUGGCCCCUUUAGAGCCUGCCACAGCAAGGUGGACCCUAGCGUGUACUUCAGUGACUGCAUUUAUGAUCUUUGCGUGGGCAAUGGAGACAGGCCAGUCUUGUGCCAAAGUAUCCAGAGCUAUGUGUCUGCCUGCCAAGAGGCAGGUGUCUCCGUUGAGUCCUGGAGGAAUUCAUCAUUUUGUGCUCUGAGCUGUCCAGCCAACAGCCACUAUGAGGUGUGUGCCGAUGUCUGCUCCACCAGCUGUGCCAAGAUCACAGACCGCCAACCAUGUCCAGAGACCUGUGCAGAGGGCUGCCAGUGUGAUGAAGGCUUCUUCUUCGAUGGCUUGAGCUGUGUCCGUGCAGAAAGCUGUGGGUGUUUCCACAAUGGCCGCUACUACAAGCCAAAUGAGAAGGUUCUUCUGAAUGCAUGCCAGGACAUCUGCACUUGCAUUCCAGGACGGGGGGUAACCUGUGAAUCCCACACAUGUGGCACCGGUGAGACCUGCAAGAUCCACAAUGGAGUCCUGAGUUGCAUCAAUAAGGAUCCGUGUAAAGCUUUGCCAUGCCGAGAAAAAGAAACAUGCAAAGUUAAGGAUGGCGAAGCCCAGUGUGUCCCGGACUUCACAGGAACCUGCUGGGGUUGGGGAGACCCCCAUUACAGUACAUUUGAUGGGCUGAAGUUUGAUUUCCAGGGCACUUGUUCUUACACCAUUGCCAAAUACUGUGGAAAUGACUCUACACUAGUGCCUUUCUCUAUCGAUGAGAAGAAUGACAAUAGGGGCAGCCAGGCAGUAUCCUAUGUGCGUCUGGCCCACAUCUAUCUGCAUGGAUAUAAGAUCUCCAUCUACAAGCAGGAAAUUGGAAAAGUCAGGAUAAAUGAUGCAAUUGUGAGCCUGCCACUGAAUCUUGAGGAUGGGAAGAUCAGGCUUUACCAGAGUGGUUCCAAUGCAGUUCUUGAGACAGAUUUUGGACUCCAAGUUACAUAUGACUGGAACUGGCAUCUGGUAAUCACUCUUCCCAGCAGUUAUUACGGAGCCAUGUGUGGGCUCUGCGGAAACUUCAAUCAAAACCCAGGAGAUGACAUGACCUUUCUCAAUGGGACCAAGGCUCCCUCCAUUGUAAGCUGGGCCAGCAGCUGGAAAGUGAGGGACCGGGACCCUUUCUGCAGGGAUUACUGUCAAAGUAAUUGCCCAACAUGUGAUGACAGCAAGAGAGACUUGUAUGGCGAUGAAGGCUAUUGUGGACUGAUCAGCAAAACUUCAGAAGGGCCCUUCAGAGAAUGUCACUCCAUAGUGAAUCCAGAUGACUUCUUUGAUAGUUGCAUUUAUGAUGUGUGCCUAAAUGGAGGAGCCCAGAACAUCCUCUGCCAGGCCUUGGAGGCCUAUGCUAAGACCUGCAGAAAAGCGGGUGCCACCAUAUAUGAUUGGAGGACACCCUCUGGAUGUGGUGAGUGUUCUUUCUCCACAUAG
Molecule: messenger RNA, 4416 nt
Organism: Anolis sagrei ordinatus
Lineage: Eukaryota; Metazoa; Chordata; Lepidosauria; Squamata; Anolidae
Source: RefSeq, a predicted model, not a curated record